UUCGUCUUCGAAACUUUCUUCACUUUCCUAAAUCUCUCUCUUUUUUUUUCUUCUUCCGUCUCUUCUCUCCUCCCUCUAUUUUCACUCUCAUCUCUCAAACCUCACAAAGUUAGGUUUUAUCAAAGCUCUCCUCCGAUCAAUCUUGUCGUGGUUUAUGAGCAGCUCGAAGGAGAGACCCACUCUUGGUGGUACGCGGAUUAAGACCCGCAAACGGAAUAUUGCAGCGCCUCUGGACCCUGCAACAUUCGCAGAUGCAGUGGUCCAGAUAUAUCUGGAUAAUGCCGGCGAUCUUGAGCUUGUUGCUAAGAACAUCGAAUCUUCAGACCUUAACUUUUCAAGAUACGGUGACACAUUUUUUGAGGUAAUAUUCACUGGAGGGCGUACUCAACCUGGCACAACAAAGCCUGAUGAAGGGGAGCGUCACACUGCGUCUGUUCUAGAUUGUGAGCCAACACGUGAAGCUAUUUUGCCAUCUGUGCUCUACAUACAAAAGAUUCUGCGUAGGAGGCCUUUCCUCAUCAAAAAUCUCGAAAAUGUCAUGCGAAGAUUCCUCCAGUCACUGGAGCUCUUUGAAGAGAAUGAAAGGAAGAAACUUGCAAUUUUUACAGCCCUUACCUUCUCCCAGAAGCUGUCAGGUCUUCCACCGGACACAGUGUUUCAGCCACUGCUCAAGGGUAAUCUUGUGGCAAAGGGGAUAGUCCUUUCUUUCAUCACAGAUUUCUUCAAGGAAUAUUUGAUUGAUAACAACCUGGAUGACCUUAUUUCGCUUCUGAAGCGAGGGAAAAUGGACGAUAAUCUCCUCGAGUUUUUCCCUACUGCAAAACGUUCUGCCGAAGGGUUUUCUGAACAUUUCACCAAGGAAGGGAUGUUAGAUUUGGUUGACUACAAUGCGAAGAAGAUGUUUGAUGUCAAACUGAAGGAGAUGAAAUCUGCAUUGACAACUCAGAUAGCAGAGGAGACUGAGAUAUCCGAGGUCAUUGAAACUGUUAAACAACGGGUUAAGGAUGCUAAUUUGCCUGAUUUUGAAGUUGUUCGCAUUUUAUGGGAUGUGUUGAUGGAUGCUGUACAGUGGUCUGGGAAAAACCAGCAGCAGAAUGCUAAUGCAGCUCUUCGCCAGGUAAAAACAUGGGCAAAGCUUCUGAACGCCUUUUGUACCAACGGAAAGCUGGAGCUUGAAUUAAUCUACAAAGUCCAAAUUCAAUGCUACGAAGACACCAAACUGAUGAAGUUAUUCCCUGAAAUUGUUCGAAACCUCUAUGACCAGGACGUACUUGCAGAAGACACGAUUCUUCAUUGGUUCCGCAAAGGAUCAAACCCCAAGGGCAGACAAAGCUUUGUGAAAGCUUUGGAACCAUUUGUUAAUUGGCUGGAGGAGGCUGAAGAAGAAGAAUAAGUGUGCAGGAGAUGGUGCUGACCUUGGAGGUUACCUUUAAAGCCCCCAACCAAUCUCUCUUACCAAAUGAGGAUUGGAAUGUAGUCUCAACCUCCCCUCCCUGCCCUUAUGGCUUGUUAUGAGUAUAACAAACUUUUAUUUCCGUAUCUAGUUCACAACUUAAUGGCGUGCUGUCGAUGAUGACGAAACUUGUGAUUGUUUAUCUUAUUUGCGGAAUAAAUUUUACUAAUUUUCUGUGUUUUAUGUAUUUGCAAAAUUAGCCAGGUGAAUUAUAAUUAUCAGAACUAGAACUUGAUUAAUCUUUUAUGCUAGUCCGCAGUUUUGGUUA
Molecule: messenger RNA, 1721 nt
Organism: Papaver somniferum (opium poppy)
Lineage: Eukaryota; Viridiplantae; Streptophyta; Magnoliopsida; Ranunculales; Papaveraceae
Product: basic leucine zipper and W2 domain-containing protein 2-like
Exons: 8
Coding region: 155-1393 (412 amino acids)
Cellular component (GO): membrane; cytoplasm
Molecular function (GO): protein binding
Source: RefSeq, a predicted model, not a curated record